Messenger RNA from Miscanthus lutarioriparius, 2046 nucleotides. The record is from the annotation of a GenBank genome assembly. NCBI's taxonomy places the organism in Eukaryota, Viridiplantae, Streptophyta, Magnoliopsida, Poales, Poaceae.
AUGGCGAUGGCGGCGACAUCUACAACGUCCGGGCCGCCGAGAUCCUCGCCAACGAGGCCCUCGCGCUGUUACAUAAACUUUAUCAGGAGAAUAAACGAUAAAAGGGGCUCUGAGGGUCUUGAUGAGACAAAAAAGGCUUUUGAUUUCAUGCUCAACUAUGUUGGGAAUGAUGCUGCUUCUGGCCCUGUUUGGAUGGAGUAUAUUAAUUUCCUCAAGUCCAUGCCGGCUGUGACGCCCCAUGAAGAGUCGCAUCGCAUGACUACUGCUCGUAAAGUGUACCAGAAGGCAAUUUUAGUCCCAACUAAUCAUGUAGAGCAGCUGUGGAAGGAUUAUGAGAACUUCGAGAAUUCUGUUAGCCGCACCUUGGCAAAAGGUUUGUUAUCUGAAUAUCAACCAAAGUUUAACAGUGCUAAAGCUGUAUAUAGAGAGCGAAAAAAGUUCAUUGAUGAUAUUGAUUGGAAUGUGCUGGCCACUCCCCCUACAGGCUCUUACAAGGAAGCGCAACAGUGUAUGGCAUGGAAAAGACUCUUGGUAUUUGAAAAGGGGAACCCUCAAAGGAUUGAUGCUACAACAGCUAAUAGGCGUGUCACCUUUACUUACGAGCAAUGCCUGAUGUAUCUAUAUCAUCAUCCUGAUAUAUGGUACGAUUAUGCUAUGUGGCAUGCGAAGAAUGGUUCUAUGGAUUCUGCAUCAAAAAUAUUUCAGCGAGCUCUAAAAGCAAUCCCUGAUUCUGAAGUACUUAAGUAUGCCUUUGCUGAAAUGGAAGAGUCCAGAGGGGCAAUACAGACUGCUAAGACAAUAUACGAAUCUCUUCUUGGUGAAAAUGCUAGUGUGACCUCACUUGCAAAUAUUCAGUUUAUUCGGUUUCUAAGGAGAACUGAAGGCAUUGAAGCAGCUCGUAAGUACUUUUUGGAUGCUCGGAAGUCACCAAGCUGCACUUAUCAUUUGUAUGUUGCUUAUGCUACAAUGGCAUUCUGCGUCGACAAGGAUGCAAAGGUGGCACAAAGUGUUUUUGAAGCAGGUUUAAAGAGAUUUAUGCCUGAGCCAGGAUACAUCCUUGAAUACGCGGACUUCCUGUGUCGUUUAAAUGACGACAGAAAUGUACGUGCUUUGUUUGAGAGGGCACUGAGCUUACUUCCUCCUGAGGAAUCCACAGAGGUAUGGAGACGAUUUGCCCAAUUUGAGCAGAUCUACGGGGAUUUAUCAAGCAUGCUUAAGGUUGAACAAAGAAGGAAAGAGGCUCUUUCUAGGACAUCAGAAGAUGUCCUAUCUGCAUCGGAAAACACUCUUCAUGACAUAGUUUCCCGAUACAGUUAUAUGGAUCUUUGGCCAUGCUCAUCAAAAGAAUUGGAUUAUCUAGCGAGACAAGAGUGGCUAGCGAAAAACAUUGUUAAGAAGGUUGACAAAUCAGCUAUGCUAAAUAGCAGUAGCAUGCUAGACAAAGGUGCUGCAGGAUUUAGUGCGAGUGCAAGGUUACUACCACAAUCUGCCAAAGUUGUUCGUCCUGAGACUUCUCAAAUGAUCAUUUAUGAUCCAAGACAGAUGAAAGGCCCAGAGUUUGCAGCAACUAGCAGUGGGUACACGAAGGAGGUUGAAGACAUGCUCAAAGUGCUAUCGCCGUCGAUGGUGUCCUUUAUUAAGAAUUUGCCUGCUAUUGAAGGACCAUCGCCGGAUAUUGAUGUGGUGCUCAGCGUGCUGCUGCAGAGCACAUUGCCAGUUGCACAGAGUGCUGGGAAAGCAGGUGGUGUGAGUGAGCUCUCAGGUGUUGGAAAAGCGGGACUAAACCAGAAUGGAUCUGUUCAUAGACCUCCAAGGGAGAGAAGGAAGGACGUGGAAAGGCAAGGGGUGCAGGAGGAAGAGGAUGCGUCAACGAUUCAGAGCAGGGCAGCUGUGCCACGAGACAUCUUCAGGCUUCGGCAGAUUCAGAGGAGUCGUGGCCUGGGGGUUGGUGGUGCUGCCACCGCUUCGCAGUCUGGGUCCUCGGCAUUUUCCUUCUCGGGCGGUGGAAGUGCCUUCUCUGGGGAUCACUCAGCCAGCACAGAUUAG